Messenger RNA from Hipposideros armiger (great roundleaf bat), 5095 nucleotides. It is a transcript of the gene DISP1, whose product is annotated as dispatched RND transporter family member 1. The record is from RefSeq and is a predicted model, not a curated record. NCBI's taxonomy places the organism in Eukaryota, Metazoa, Chordata, Mammalia, Chiroptera, Hipposideridae. The transcript is spliced from 12 exons. Bases 400 to 5073 code for a protein of 1557 amino acids. Gene Ontology annotation, cellular component: membrane. Gene Ontology annotation, molecular function: peptide transmembrane transporter activity. Gene Ontology annotation, biological process: smoothened signaling pathway.
GCCCGGCUCCGGGUCCGCAUCGGAGUCGGAGCGCCCGGCGCUCGGGUCCUCGGUGGAUGCCGCUCGGCCCCCGCCGCUGCCCCGCGCCGCAGGACGGGGAGACCGGUGUCUGGGAGAUUUCCGCAGCUGCAUCUUCCCAUCUUCCUGUUACACGCACACCUCACAGAUAAUGCACGUCCAGCUCCAGCCCACCACAAUAAACCUAUGACAUCUAUGAAGAGCUGUAAAGCGAGCACAAUAAAAUGAGAUAUGCAGACAUCUCCUGUCAUGCUUUUCAUCAGAUAGCAGAGCUGCAGCCAAAAAUUCCUCCACCGAGAUUCCUUCCGGCCCAGAUGAAACUAAUAGUUCCAAGCUGUGUUGCUGUCACUCAUCACUAAUCCAGAACCACUGGUGUAGCUCAUGGGCUUUGAAGUCAGACCUGAAUUGAAAUCCAGUCUCUUGUCAGGGUCAAGACACCUGAGCAUGGCUACGAGCAGCAGAAACAGCGAUUUUGUGAUUCUCAGCAAUGGCAGCACCCCAGCCAGCGCUGCCAACCCCAGUCCCCUCACCUCCUGUGACGGAGACCCUGCAGCCCAGCCGCUCACACCCAAAGAAGCACCAAGAGCAAAAGUGAGUCCCAAUGGAUGCCUGCAAGUUAAUGGCACAGUGAAGUCAUCCUUCCUGCCUUUAGACAACCAAAGAGCGCCUCAGAUGUUACCCCAGUGCUGCCAUCCCUGCCCAUACCAUCAUCACCCUUUGACCAGCCCUCACGGUCACGGUCACCAGGAGUGCCAUGCCGAGGCUGGCUCUGCGUCACCUCCUGCUUUGGCCCCGUGCUGCAUGCAGCCACCCUCGGAGUACUCUGCCUCCCUCUGUCCGCACCACGCACCUGUUUAUCAGACCACAUGCUGUCUGCAGCCCUCUCCAUCCUUCUGCCUGCAUCACCCGUGGCCCGACCAUUUUCAGCACCAGCCUGUGCAGCAGCACAUAGCCACCCUAAGACCAUCCAGACCUUUCAAGUUACCCAAAAGUUACGCAGCCCUGAUAGCCGACUGGCCGGUGGUGGUCCUGGGCAUGUGCACCGUGUUCAUUGUGGUCUGUGCCUUGGUUGGAGUAUUAGUGCCCGAGCUUCCUGACUUCUCUGAUCCAUUGCUGGGUUUUGAACCAAGAGGGACUACAAUAGGCCAGAGACUGGUCACGUGGAAUAACAUGGUGAAAAAUACAGGCUACAAAGCAACGUUAGCCAAUUAUCCCUUUAAAUAUGCAGAUGAGCAAGCCAAAAGCCAUCGGGAUGAUAGAUGGUCAGAUGACCAUUAUGAAAGAGAAAAAAGAGAAGUUGACUGGAACUUCCACAAAGACAGCUUUUUCUGCGACGUUCCAAGUGACCGAUAUUCCAGAGUAGUAUUCACUUCAGCUGGAGGAGAGACAUUAUGGAAUUUACCAGCAAUUAAAUCAAUGUGCAAUGUAGAUAAUUCAAGGAUCAGGUCUCACCCGCAGUUUGGCGACCUCUGCCAGCGGGCCACCGCCGCCUCCUGCUGCCCCAGCUGGACGCUGGGGAACUACAUCGCCAUCCUGAACAACCGAUCGUCCUGCCAGAAGAUCGUCGAGCGGGACGUCUCGCACACCCUGAAGCUGCUCCGGACCUGCGCCAAGCACUACCACAACGGCACGCUGGAGCCCGACUGCUGGGACGCGGCGGCCCGCAGGAAGGACCAGCUCAAGUGCACCAGCGUGCCGCGGAAGUGCACCAAGUACAACGCCGUGUACCAGAUCCUGCACUACCUGGUGGACAAGGACUUCCUGGCCCCGAAGGCCGCCGCCGACGCCCCGCCGGCGCUCAAGCACAGCAUGCUCUUCUCGCCCACCGAGAAGGGCGAGAGCAUGAUGCACAUCUACCUGGACAACUUUGAGGCCUGGAACGCUUCCGACGGCGUCACCGCCGUCACCGGCAUCGAGUUCGGCAUCAAGCACAGCUUGUUCCAGGACUACCUGCUGAUGGAUACCGUGUAUCCCGCCAUCGCCGUGCUCAUCGUCCUCCUGGUCAUGUGCGUCUACACCAGGUCCAUGUUCAUCACCCUGAUGACGAUGUUUGCCAUCAUCAGCUCCCUGAUCGUGUCCUACUUCCUCUACCGCGUGGUGUUCAACUUCGAGUUCUUCCCCUUCAUGAACCUCACCGCGCUCAUUAUCCUGGUUGGGAUCGGGGCGGACGACGCGUUCGUGCUGUGCGACGUGUGGAACCACACCAAGUUCGACAAGCCUCACGCGGACACCUCGGAAACGGUGAGCAUCGCCUUGCAGCACGCGGCCCUCUCCAUGUUCGUCACCAGCUUCACCACCGCGGCCGCCUUCUACGCCAACUACGUGAGCAACAUCACAGCCAUCAGGUGCUUCGGGGUGUACGCGGGGACGGCCAUCCUGGUCAACUACGUCCUGAUGGUGACGUGGCUGCCAGCCGUCGUCGUGCUGCACGAGCGGUACCUCCUCAAUAUCUUCACCUGCUUCCGGAAGCCCCAGCAGCCCGCCUACGACGGCAAAAGCUGCUGGACGGUGGCUUGCCAGAAGUGCCACAAAGUGCUGUUCGCCGUUUCCGAGGCGUCUCGCAUUUUUUUUGAGAAAGUGUUGCCGUGCAUUGUCAUUAAGUUCCGCUACCUGUGGCUGUUCUGGUUCCUCGCCCUCACGGUCGGCGGGGCCUACAUCGUGUGCGUCAAUCCGAAGAUGAAACUGCCCUCGCUGGAGUUGUCCGAGUUCCAGGUGUUCAGGGCCUCGCACCCUUUCGAGCGUUACGACGCCGAGUACAAAAAGCUGUUCAUGUUCGAACGGGUUCACCACGGGGAGGAGCUCCACAUGCCCAUCACGGUGAUCUGGGGCGUGGCCCCGGAAGACAACGGCGACCCACUGAACCCCAAGAGCAAAGGGAAGCUGACGUUAGACAGCAGUUUCAACAUCGCCAGCCCAGCGUCCCAGCUCUGGAUUCUGCACUUCUGUCAGAAACUGAGAAAUCAGACGUUCUUCUACCAGACCGACGAGCAGGACUUCACCAGCUGCUUCAUCGAGACGUUCAAGCGCUGGAUGGAGAACCAGGACUGUGACGAGCCGGCCCUGUACCCGUGCUGCAGCCGUUGGAGCUUCCCGUAUAAGCAAGAGAUUUUCGAGCUGUGCAUCAAGAGGGCCAUCAUGGAGCUGGAAAGGAGUACGGGGUACCACUUGGACAGCAAAACCCCAGGGCCACGGUUUGAUAUCAACGAUACGAUCAGGGCCGUGGUCCUCGAGUUCCAAAGCACCUACCUCUUCACUCUGGCCUAUGAGAAGAUGCACCAGUUUUACAAAGAGGUGGACUCCUGGGUUUCCAGUGAGCUGAGCUCGGCCCCCGAGGGCCUCAGCAACGGCUGGUUUGUCAGCAACCUGGAGUUCUACGACCUCCAGGACAGCCUCUCCGACGGCACCCUCGUGGCCAUGGGGCUGUCCGUGGCUGUCGCGUUCAGCGUGAUGCUGCUUACGACGUGGAACGUCAUCAUAAGCCUGUACGCCAUCGUUUCCAUAGCUGGCACUAUAUUUGUCACCGUGGGUUCUCUGGUCCUGCUGGGCUGGGAGCUGAAUGUUCUGGAGUCUGUCACCAUUUCGGUCGCGGUUGGCCUGUCCGUAGACUUCGCCGUCCAUUACGGGGUUGCUUACCGCUUGGCCCCGGACGCCGACCGAGAAGGGAAGGUGAUCUUCUCCCUGAGUCGCAUGGGCUCUGCAAUUGCCAUGGCCGCCCUGACCACCUUUGUGGCCGGCGCCAUGAUGAUGCCGUCCACGGUGCUGGCCUACACCCAGCUGGGCACCUUUAUGAUGCUCAUCAUGUGUAUCAGCUGGGCUUUUGCCACCUUCUUUUUCCAGUGCAUGUGCCGCUGCCUUGGGCCACAGGGCACCUGUGGUCAGAUUCCUUUACCUAAAAAACUCCAGUGCAGUGCCUUCUCCCAUGCUUUGUCUACAAGUCCCAGUGACAAGGGACAAAGCAAAACACAUACCCUGAAUAGUUACCAUGUAGACCCCAGGGGCCAGAAACCCGAAAUGGAGAAUGAGUUUUAUGAAUUAGAGCCUCUGGCUUCUCACAGCUGUACUGCCUCCGAGAAGACUGCUUACGAGGAGACCCACAUCUGCUCUGAAUUUUUCAGCAGCCAGGCAAAGAAUGUCGUGCUGCCUGCGCCUGCAGCUUACAACAGUGAGCUCCACAAAAGCGCCCAAAGUGACUCGAGCUCCGCCUUGCUGCAGCCCUCUCUUGAACAGCACACCAUGUGUCACUUCUUCUCUCUGAAUCAGAGAUGUAGCUGCCCAGAUGCCUACGCACAUUUGAAAUACGGCCCACACUCUUGCCAGCAGAUGGGCGACUGCUUGUGCCACCAAUGUGCCCCUACUGCCAGCAGCUUCGUGCAUGUCCAAAAUGGCAUGGCACCUGUGAAGGCGGCACGCCCGGCCCCCGAGGGCUUCGUGCACCCCGUGCCGCACAUUCACCGCUGCCCCUGCCUGCAGGGCAGAGUGAGACCCCCUGGGAUGCAGAAUUCUCUGCCCACGAGUUUUUUCCUCCACCCAGUGCAGCCUAUCCAGGCCCAAGAAAAAACGGGUAAGACCAGCGUACUCAGUCUUCAGAGCACAGAAGAUUACCUUCCAAAGAUGGCAGAGCCCUCAUCAUUUGUGUGCCGAAGCACCGGGUCUUUAUGCAAAGCAUGCUGCCAUCCUGAGAAUGACCAAAGGGGACCCUAUAAAAAUAGAGAUGUCAGGAAUAUGGAGGGCAGUGGAGGGGCUGAAAACCAGGACUCCAGUUCUGUCACUCAGACCGAUGGGGCAGAAAGGGAUGCUGAGCCCAGCUUGUCCCAGACUGAUGUCAUUGUGAACGCAGAACGUUUGAAUCAGAAUGAACCAAAAUUUAUAUUGAACCAUUUAAUGGGGGAGGCUGGUUAUGGGUCCUGCCCCAACAAUCCACAGAGUUGUAGCAGAAUUGUGCGAGUGAGGUGUAGUUCUGUGGACUGUCAAAUGCCAAACGUUGAAGCCAAUGUGCCUGCUGUCUUAACACACUCAGAACUUUCCGGUGAAAGUUUGUUAAUAAAAACACUUUAAUAAAUAUAGUAUUAAAUUCAGA